GGGUGCUCUAUUACACAGGCAAGAUAGUCUGGCCCCGCCCAAUUUUGCUUCUCUGGCACCCUCCUGCUCAGUGGAACAUCGGCACACUUAACCCAUUUGUUUUCUCCAAUGCACAGCAGACUUAUUCCAGCCAGGACAGCUGUGAUAUUUCAGUUCCUGGUUGUAAACACCUCCUAGACCUGAAGAUUCCCCUUAAUAACAUCAAUACCAAAGAAGGCUACAAUGUUCACCUCAGCCAAAAUUCUGUUGAUUUCAACUUUGUUUAGUUUACUACUAUUUGGAAGCCAUGGGGAAGGUCUAGAAAUUAACACAACACAAAGCAUUGCAGAAGGCUUGAAAAAAAUAGAAAAUGAAUCUGUUCCUUUUGGAACUGAAGCAAAUUUAAACUCAGAUAAAGAAUAUAGAGAAACCUCCUUUCUCAAGGCAAAUAAUUCCUCUUCUUGGGAUCCAUCAAAUAAAAUCCAUAGAACAACAGAUUCCUUCAACAAUUUAUCACCAGACAACUUUACCAGGAGCCCAAGACCCACACCCAUGUUCUCCAUCAGCCCUCCCUUGAUCCACAGCUUUGUUUCUAAAUUACCUUGGAACUCAUCUAUAGCAGAUGAAAAUCCUCUGCCAGCCUCAGCACCUGCCAGUGCUACAUCUGCCAUAUCUUCAGAAAAUGUUACUUGGUCUUCGGCCAAUGAUACCAUGAAAACUCCUGACAACAGUUCCACUACAAUUAGCAUCCUCCCUUCAGCACCGAACACCAUGUCUGUGACCCCCAUGACAACGGAACCAGAUGAAUGGCUUACCCCAACCAGUGAUAGCUCGGUGGGGUUUACCCCCUAUCAAGAAACAACAACUCUACAGCCCACCUUAAAAUUCACCAAUAAUUCAAAAAUCUUUCCAAAUACACCAGACCCUCAAGAAGAGAACAGAAAUACAGGAGUGGUGUUUGGGGCCAUUUUAGGUGCUAUUCUGGGUGCCUCAUUGCUGAGUCUCGUUGGCUACUUGUUGUGUGGAAAAAAGAAAACGGAGUCAUUUUCCCAUCGGCGACUUUAUGACGACAGAAAUGAACCAGUGCUGCGAUUAGACAAUGCACCGGAACCGUAUGAUGUAAGUUUUGGGAAUUCUAGUUAUUACAACCCAACUGUGAAGGACUCACCCUUGCCAGCAGGCCGAGAAAAUGCACGUGACAGCAUUCCUAUGGAUGACAUACCUUCACUUCGUACCUCAAUAUAAAACUAAGGAAAAAAGUCUUCAGACGACAAAUGUUCGCCUGCGUCCUGGCCUUUCCACAAACCCAUCUUCCACAAGCUGAAGCAAGAUCACUGUCAUAUAGCUUGUGCCAAGGAGAGCUGUAAAAGUGUGAGACUAGUGGCAGAAACAUAAAGAGAGGAGAAAUAAUCCAAAAGGUUUCCUUUCUUACUGUUUUUGGCCAUGCUGAAGCAUCUAGUGAGUAACGUUAAUUUGUAUUUUGGUCUAUAUUUUUCUUAGUAGGCAAUGUUUGUGGAAUCAGGUAAAACUAAAUGCUUUCACCAUGAUCACCCUGCCUGAUAAUUUAAUUAAAGGAAUCCUUCAAUGAACAAAGGGACCCAAAACUACAUUUUCACUUUUUUUUGUUUGGGGGGGACGAAAACCAAUGGAUUGACUGACUCUUUACUGCCUGCCCCCGUCACGCACACACCUUCUGCCCGCCAGAGUCCUUAUACCAUGCAUCAAGAUUGGCAUUCUCUUGAAGGAAAAUUGGAAGAGUGAUUUUUUUUUUAACUUAGCCUUAAAGCUAGAAGGAAAAUGUGGCGCAGAGUCUCUGCUCCUGGGAAAUGAAGGCAAUGGAGAGAGGGCUGCAUUCUAAUGCCUCGUACUUCUCUGUGUCAGCACAUACACGGCCAGCCCCUUCACUUGCCAGGUUGACAAUGGCCUGCAUUCAACAGGGCUGUGGUAGGAAAGCUGAUCCUAACCAGGGAAGUAACUGAUUCCCUUCAAAGGGUGAGGAAUUCUGACCUGUCUGAUUUAUUUGAGGCCUCAGUUAAUUGGGUCAUUUUAAAAACUCUAUGAAAACAUGGUGAAAAAGUCAGCCAAAGCAUGAUCUAUAUAUAAAUUUUAGUUUUAAGAUGUUAGGAGCAAGAUUUAUUAUGUAUUAGACAUUAUUGCUCAAUCAUAUAUGGAAUAGAUUCUGUGUCUCUAAAUGUAUGAAGUCCAAGGCUAAAAAAAUAGAUGAAUGGAGAUAUUAAGCAAACAAAAAGUUUUCUGAGCAUCACUUUCAAGAGCAAAAAUACCAGAAGCCUAAUUCGGAUUCUAGUACGUUUCAGUUUGUUUUUAAUUACUACCUGCUUUUGGUAGGAAAAAUAUACUCCUUAGAACAGGAAGGUCGAGGCUUUAGGGAUUAGAGGAUUAGAUCAAGAGUUAAAAUUCUCAAAGAAGCAGUGAAUGUGUGAAGAGGGCAACCAAAGCAAGAGGCUUUGUUGUUAAAUUGAUACUUGGGGGGUGGGUGUGUGUGUGAAGAAACCCAGCAAGAGCCACAGAAAAUGAGGGCUAGGAAGUAAGUAAUGGAAGAACAUACUUACCCCAUAUUGCCAUAAAAAUAGCAAAGAAGACUGUCCCUCCAUUAUCAAACAAAUAUGACACCUUAAUGGAAAACAAACAAAAAUAUUAGUUACACUCUUCGUUAUAAGAAUCCAGUGAUUACUGUUUGCAUUUAGGUCCUAUGAUUUCUUUUUUCCCCAAAGGAAUCACAUUAUUUUAGUUUGUAAAUAUAAGCUAUCAGAUGUUUUCAUGGGUCCUGCAACUGUUUCACGUGAUUUUUCUCUUGGGAGAGGGGAGGGGUCGCAUGGCUCCUCUUUUCUUCUCUCUCCUCUGGGACUCCCUUUGGACUGCACUUUCAUUUCUACUUAGAAGUGGGCCUAGUACCCCAAGGAAGUAUCUGUGGGCCACAGGUAGUCCAGCUACAGUGUCAGCUGUAAGAAGUCAGCUUUUCAGUUGAGGCAUAACUAGGUGCACCUCCCGUUAGUGAAACGUCCAGGAUUGGGGAAGUUGCAAAAUGCAGACUUCCACCAGUGAGCCAGCACUUCCAACAGAAAGGUAUCACAGUGCUGUCCUUACCCUCUGAUGUUUCAGAAUGUGCCAUAGGUCCAGUAGUGGCCAUAGGAGGUAAUCUCACCUUAAACCGUUUUUAAGAAGUUUCAUGUAUCACUGGACAUUUAGCAUAUAGUCCAUGUGUUUUUGAAUCAGACAUUACCUGAAGUUUUAUAAAGAGAAAUGUACAAUUUAUGAUAUUACUGAAUACAAUUUUCAGGGUUGCAAGGAUUGUCUGAUUUUAAUAAAGAGUAAAUUCAAUUUACCUUUGCUUUUAAUUUGCAUAAUGUCCUGACUGUAUUUAUAAGUUAGUAAGGGAGAUUAAACCAAUACAGCCAAAGCAAUAUAUGUUUGGCAGUAACAAAACUACCAUAGAAACUAUAAAGAAAAUAGGGGCACUAGCCUCAUAGGAGAGAGAGGCCAAUUAGAGGCUAAAGAACCUUAUUAUAAGAAAUGGGAAUGCAAUGGUGUCUUCUUUGCUCAGUCUACAGUCUAGACGCUGCUUAAUGGGGGCAUUAAAACAACAGUAAUGUAUAUUUUAAUUGUCACAUCUGGAGCACACUGCAAAACAAUAUGUAAAACAGAUAAAGGUAGGAUGUAUUUUCUUGUAGCAUUAUUAAAAAUAUCAUUAUACAGAGAUGUGCUCCUUUUGGAGAUCCGUGGAUGGGUGCAAGAUGCUCUAGACGGCUCUAAACUUCUAUGAUUGUUAAGACUUGGGAUUUCUCAAAAUGCCAUAAGAACUGGUUUUCACAGCAAUCAUCAGUAUAUAUUAUGCACAGGAGAGAAAGGACCAUAACAAAAUUCUCCUACAGAGUUCGUAAAAUUACACCCGGCAGGAGAAUCCAGCUUUUUUGUUCCCAAAGGCAUCCCACAGAGACGCCUACUGCUGCAAGCAGCUGCACAGCUGUCUGCUUUCCCUUAGAAACAGACCUAGUGCAGGAAAUAGCCUCUUAGAGCGUCAGAACAGAGACGUGACACAUGGGGAUUUAAAGGUCACCAAGAAAUAAUGGCUCUCCCCUGCUCCAGAAUAGCCAUGCUUUCAGGAAAGUCACAAAUAAAAAGCCAUACUUAACAAAAACUGUGUUGCAUGGACAUGAUUUGCCAUAGUCUGUGCAAUAUUUUCUUUAAAAAACCUUUGCAUAUUUUUUCUUGCUAGGUUUCAGGCAUUUUUUAACUCAAUAAAUUUAAACAUUAACUCUUUAGAAACACAUCUACGAGACAGUGAAGGAUAUCUGUAAUAUACGUGCAAUGUGGGAUUACAUACACAUAAUGGGAGAUAAAGGUAGAGUGGGAGUUAGGGAAGACUUCAGAACCUGCCCUAAGGAGGAGUGUAAACACAUGAGAUCAUCGUGUUAGGUCCACUAAGCUCUUACCUGAGGGAUAUUAUGGGAGACCGUGCAGACAAGAAGAACAGUUACAAGCCUGAGGGUGCAGCUUGAGGAGCUAAGGGCGUCAUUUUGGGUCUGAUAUAAGGUGCUGAAUGAAAAUGGGGAGCAGGUGAAGGAAGAGGCAAGCAGAGUAUGGGUGGCUCAAGGUUAGAUCAAGGGCCACAGGCAGGAGAACAGGAGAAGAGGCUUUCUGCCUAAUAGGAAAGGAACACUUGCUCUAUAAAAGCAAACCCCAGAAGAAGUCUCAAGAAAAUUCCCAAAGCAAUAUAACAGACUUUUCUAAAAGCAAAAAGAGCUUGUCCUGUCUACAAACAUAUAUUUGCAAUGAAUUAUUGUAUUAGAAAAAUAGCUUGCCUUUAUGCAUAGGGGGCCUCUGGGGAAGCAUUCUAUCCAACUUUGUUCAUGUGAGUAGGGAAUAUAUGAAGACAGAAGGAAACUGAGCCGCAAACACAGCUAUGUGUAAGCCCAAAUUCUCCAUUAUCUUUGACAUUGGAUUUCUCUUGGAGAGCUGAGUGUGGCUAGAAAUCACUAGAUGUAGAUAUGGUUUAAGGAGAUAAAUUUCCUAUUAGGUUGGAAGAUUAAAGUUUAUGUCUCCUCUAUUUUAGUUGCUAGAUCUCGCUCUAGGAUUGUUUGAUGGCUUCAGAAUAACAGAAAGCUCUGGAAACUGCCACUGAUAUUCCAUUAAAGCCCCUCUGGGCUAAGGACAGCAAGGCUCCUCUGGGCAGAUUCAACCCUGCUGGCCAGGCUAUUGGGCCAGGGGGCAGGGAGUUGGGAUCCCGGCUGGUGUUCAGCCCUCUCUCACUUCCUCAGUCCUUAAUUCUUGGACAGGGCAAAAUCUGUAUAACCACCCAUGUCCUCUGGAUUUGGGCACAAGCUACAUCAAACAUGGCAACUUGAUUAAUCCACUCCCUUCUCAUGACCUUUUACUUAUUUAGGGCAAUAUCUUUUUAAAAGGGGAUCCUAGGAAUCUGAAUCAACUGACGAGCUUGUUAACACAUGGAUUUUUUCUCAGCUCCAUCCUUGACAAACUGAUUCUGAAUUUUAGGACCUGAGGCUAACGUUAACAAACGUUCUAGGUGAUUCUGAUGUAUAGUCUUAUAUGGACUAAACCAUGAAGUUUGAGUGGCUUUUGAUUUUAUACCCAGCCUUGUCAAAAUUAAUUGUAUAGAGACCUCUACUUCUUAACAAGAUGGAAUACCAAAGAUUGAUUUUUACCCCCAUUCUGGAAACAGCCAAAGAAUGCACAAAAUAUACAAAGCACUUACAUAAAUAUAUAUAAAUAUAAAAGCAUUUCAAGACAGUGGAUGUUAGGCAAUGAUCCUUGAGAGGUGGGAAACAAAUGAGGUGAACGUUAUGAUGGCCUCAGCUUACUACACUGAAAGAGUUACCAGGGUGCAGAGAGGGACAACCCAGACAGCGCCCAGUGAGCAUGUAUGUGAGCAAACUACCUGAGGAAAGAACCACUUGAAAGGACUAGAGGUAACAGUCUCAGGAGCUCACACAGAGUCGGGAAUGGUGCCAAUUCCCACCAGCCAGGUAUGAGGAAAUCCUCAGUAUUUGCAGUGCAUUGGGAAGAGUACACAGAACGAUCUUGCAAAAUAAUUGUGGGGAGAAAGAUAGUGCUAGGUAGAGCACUGCUGUGAGCCCAUCUCAUAAAUCCUAAAAGCAAGACCCAAAAGGAUCCAAUUAUUUUCAAGUAACUAAAUUCCAAUGAGAUAUCUCUACACAUCUAUUAAAACAGUUAGAAUUAAAAAGACCAAUCGUUUUAGGAUUAGUGGACAUAUGGAAAACUGGAACUCUCAUACACUGCCUGUGGGAAUGUAAAAUGGUAUUAAUGCUUGGGAAAAUAGGUUGGCAGUUUCUUAGAAGGUUAAACGUCCACCUAUCAUAUAAUCCAGACAUUUUACUCCUAGGUAUUUACCCAAGAGAAAUAACAGUAUUCAUCUAUAUGAAGAUUUGUAGAUGAGUGUUCAUAGCAGCUUUAUUUAAAAUGGCAACAACUUGAAACAACUCAAAAGUUCACAAAUAGAUGAAUGGAUAAACAAACUCUGGUCUACCCAUAUAAUGCAACAGUACUCAGAAAUAAAGAGGAGUGAUCUAACGAUAAAUGUGACAACAUGGAUGAAUCUCAAAAUAAUUAUACUGUGUGAAGGAAGCCAGAAAAAAUCACACACUGUAUGAUUUCAUUUACAUAAGGGUCUAGAAAAUACAAACUUGUCUAUAAUGACAGAAAGCAGGUGGUUGCCUGAGUGCAGCCGUGGGGUUGGGGAGGGGUGGGAGGCAGGGAUUACAAGAGGACUUCAGGAAACUCUGGAAGUGAUGGCUUUGUUCAUUAUCUUGAUUGUGGUGAUGGUUUCACAUAUAUAAUUAAAAUGUAUCAAUUUAUAGACUUCAAAUAUGUACAUUUUAUUAUAUGUUAAUUAUACUUUGAUAAACUCUUUUACAAAUAAACAGUAAUAAUUGUAAAAUUCAGUUUCUCAAACUUGUAUGUACAUUGGAAUCACCUGGGAAGCUUUAAAAUAUGCUUCUGCCUCGGUUCCAAACCCAAAGACUCUCAUUUAAGUGCUCUCGAGAGUGGCUUGGGCUUCAGGAGUUUAAGAAACCCUUCAGGUGAUUCUAAUAGGCAGCAAUUUGAGAACUUUUGGUAUGCUAUUUCACUUUCUUUGUAAAAUUAGAAGUAGUUUAAUUUCAUGAGCCUGCAUGCAAGAUACAAAUUUAAUCAUUAGCAAUAGAAAUAAUCUUCUCUUAAAAAAAAGAAAAUCUAAAUAUCAUUUCACAUGGAAUUUUAUGUCUCUGAUGGCAACAAUCAGUUAUAAAAACAAAGGAAGACAAAGAUAUUCAAAUAAAAAUGUAUUCGUUUUGUAA
This is a messenger RNA of Equus quagga, 7310 nucleotides long. It is a transcript of the gene MUC15, whose product is annotated as mucin 15, cell surface associated. The coding region runs from base 223 to 1224 and encodes 333 amino acids. The record is from RefSeq and is a predicted model, not a curated record. Lineage: Eukaryota; Metazoa; Chordata; Mammalia; Perissodactyla; Equidae. The transcript has 4 exons.